Pollicipes pollicipes is the source of this 315-nucleotide messenger RNA. Its product is annotated as tubulin beta chain-like. Bases 1 to 315 code for a protein of 104 amino acids. Gene Ontology annotation, molecular function: structural constituent of cytoskeleton; GTPase activity; GTP binding. Gene Ontology annotation, biological process: microtubule-based process. Gene Ontology annotation, cellular component: microtubule. The transcript has a single exon. NCBI's taxonomy places the organism in Eukaryota, Metazoa, Arthropoda, Thecostraca, Pollicipedomorpha, Pollicipedidae. The record is from RefSeq and is a predicted model, not a curated record.
AUGUCCAUGGAUGACGUCGAUGAAGAGAUGCCCAUUGCUCAGAACAAGGACAGCAGCUACUUCGUGGAAUGGAUCCCGAACAACGUCAAGACUGCCAUGUGUGACAUCCCAUCCCGCAGUCUUAAGAUGUCAGCCACCCUUAUCGGUAACGGCACCGCCAUCCAGGAGCUGUUCAAGCGGAUCUCGAGGCAGUUCACGGUCAUGUUCCGACGCAAGGCUUUCCUCCACUGGUGUACCGACGAGAGUAUGGGUAAGGUGGAGUUUACCGAGGCGGGGAGCAACAUGAACGGUCUGGUGUCCGAAUACCAGCAGUAG